Pseudozyma flocculosa PF-1 is the source of this 4863-nucleotide messenger RNA. RefSeq lists its product as uncharacterized. Bases 1 to 4863 code for a protein of 1620 amino acids. The record is from RefSeq and is a predicted model, not a curated record. NCBI's taxonomy places the organism in Eukaryota, Fungi, Basidiomycota, Ustilaginomycetes, Ustilaginales, Ustilaginaceae. Gene Ontology annotation, molecular function: protein binding. The transcript has 3 exons.
AUGGCGGCCGCCACCACCUCUCACACGACAGCAUUCCCCAGCCCGCCGCAACGGCUGCAGCGGUCAGGACCGAUGGCUCCGUUGCUUACCCCUCAGCAGCAAGCGCAACUGCAGCAGCAGCAGCAGCAGGCGCCGCCGCCGUCCAGCUCGCUCGCCAGGCGCGGCUCCCUCCUCGCCCGCAGCCAUGCCGCACCGAUACAGUCCGUCGCGGCCGCCCAGGAGGCGGCGACGCAGGCGUGGCGCUCCGACCUCCGCAGCCUGCUCACCCGGGCCGAGGAGCGCUUCGCCGACGUCUGCUGGACCACUGCGCCCCCCGACGACGGCGCCGAAUCCGACACGGCCUCGCUCUCCGACGCCGGAUCCUCGGCCCGGAGGGUGCUUGCCGACUGGAACUUUGAGGAUCGACCCCGGUCAAGCGCCCGCACCAGCACCGACCAUACCAUCAUCUGGGCGCACAAGGCCAUCUUGUACGCGCGCGCCCCCAACACGUUCCAGGCCCGCUACCUCAAGCUGCGCUCGCCCGCGGCACAGCUGGGCUACAACGCCUCCAACGCCAGCCUCGUCUCGCUGCCCAACCUCGGCACCGAUGCCGCUGCGGCCACGCCUCAGCAGUCGCGGUCGACGACCCCGACCAGCGUGGCCACCGCAGCCUCGUCGCGCAAGAGCGUGCGCGGGAGCAAGCCGCCGAGCAGCUUCUCGAUGAAGCGGCCCAGCCUGCGGCGCCCUUCGCGCAGCGGAAGCCACCAGCCCUCCGCCGGCCACCGUCUGUCUGCGCCGGCUCCGGACGACACGGCGUCGAUCACGUCGGGCAUCAUGACGAGCGACAGCGAGCCAGAGGGGCUGACGCUGAUCCGCACCAUCAGCCGGGGCCCGACGCCCGACCUUGCGGCGAGGGCGGGGCUGGCGAGGAUGCCGUCGUUCUCGUCCGACGCCGACUCUGCGUCGCGCGCCGACACCGCCUCGAUCCUCAGCGAGGCCAGCACGAUCCGUGCGCCCAUGAGCCUCAACGGCGUCAGCCAGGCCUACUUUGAGGCGACGCUCGAGUUCCUCUACACUGGCGAGGAGAGCAUGGUCGAUGCGUUCGAGUUCCUGUACGAGGACCGCGUCGCCACCGACGCCGAGCGCGGCCCGGCAGAGAAGCAGGAGAAGCUGCGGUCCGACAUGACAUUCAUGUGGCGCAGCAAGCUCUACUCGGACGUCAGGAUCGUCCUCGAUACGGGCCAGGACCGCCGCGGUCCGGACGUCGAUCGCGACAUGCCCGACAUCCCCGACGCCAACGCGUCGGUGCUGUCGCUGCCGCAGACCAUCGACACGGAGCGCGUCGACGACUCGGACGACGACGACGACGAGCUCACCUCGUUUUCCUCGCACCGCAUGAUCCUCGUCUCGCGCUCGCCCUACUUUGCCUCGCUCUUCCUCUCGCCCUACGCCGACUCGCGCACGUCGGUCCUCAACCUCCCCUCGCCCCCCUUUACGCCCGCCUCGCUCCACUUUGCCCUCGGCUUCCUCUACACGGGCACCCUCUUUUUCUCGAACCGCACCUUUGACCUCACCACGGCCUUCCAGCUGUGGCGGGCCGGCGCCUACCUCCAGGUCGAGACGCUGCAGCACCUCGUCGCGGCCAUGAUCGCCCAGGACUUCUGCCACAACUUCGCCUGCUCGCCGCCGUGCCGCAAGUGCCUCAAGCGGGUGCCGCGGACCUUGGCGUUUGCCUCGAGCGUCGACGUCGCCGACGCCGACCUCGCCGGCAUGGCCGUCAACGCCAUCACCGGCCGCGACUUUGGCCUGUACUGGGCCAAGGAGGUGGGCAACCUGCAUCCGACGCUGCGCGACGACAUCGUCGGCCUGGUGUGCGAGCGCGUCGAGUCCCGGCCGCGCGAGAUCAUCUCGGUCCUGCGCCAGCUCUCGAUUGUCGGCAGGCGCAUCGACACUGAGCGGGCGAGCAGGUGGGUCGAGGCGCUGCGCUCCAUGUCCGAGAUCAUCGAGGCCCGGCUGCUGCUCGUCAUCCGCACGCGCUUCGACGAGAUUGUCAAGAGCCAGGAGUGGGCCGACCUGAUCAACGGCGUCGGCCAGCUCGGCGACGUCCUGGAAAAGAGCCUCGUCAUGCUCGUCGACAGCCUCACCGAGGCGAGGGCGGCCCACACCUACCAGACCCUCGUCGGCCAGGUGCUGCUGCGCGACGACGGAUUCGAGGUCGAGACCUCCAAGCAGGCGGUCGAAGAUGCCCGUGGCGGCGUCCUGCGCUACCUCAAGCGGAGGUGGAUCAACGUGCGGGCGCUCGGCGGCUUCAACGAGCUCGAGAAGUGGUGCCUCAAGGAGCUGGCAGACGAGCUCGGCGUCGCAUCCACCGACCUGCUCCUGCCAAAGGAGCCUGCGCCACCCGAACCGCCAAGGACUCGGACCGGCCUGAAGCCAGCGGUCGUCGCACAGGGUGCGAGCACGCCCUCGCAGGCCAGGACGAACCCGUUGCAGCGCCGUGCAGGAUCGCUGCCAGGUGCCGCUGGCGCCACUCGAGCAGGCUCACCGCGCCAGUCGGUGCCUGCCGUGUCGAGCCGGCUUCGCACAUCCUCGACGAGCUCCACGGGAUCCGCGACGAGGGCAGGCAGCGGGUCCAGUGCCGCGCCGACGGCCAGAGCCGAUGCCGAUGCCGACGGCGAGGCGACCGGUCCCAUCAACCUGCGUGCCAGAGGGGACGCUGCGUCAAACUCGGGCAGGUCUGGCGCCGCCGCCCCUCCAACGAGACCCGCACCUGCCACCGCCGGAGCUGUGGGGAGCAGGUCCCGCACGGCUAGCGGCGCUAGCGGCACCAGCACCACCAGCUCGCAUGCCGGCAACGGCCGCGCGCGCACCGCAUCGGUUCGAACAACGUCGAGCGUCAGCUCGGCGGCUGGCGUCCGCCCGACGGCGUCUGCCGGCUCGCUCAGCUCCGCUCGAUCGUCGACGGCCGCGCCUUCUCGGGUGGUUCCGAAAGCUGCGCCCAAGGUGGGCGUUCCGAACGGCCAGGCUGCCGCCGACAGGUCGAAUGGCGUCAAAGCACAAACAGGACCCGAUGAGCAGCACGCCGGAGCCUCGAGCACGCGAGAAGGGUCUCCGGAGGCUGACGGCGCAGCACAGGCAGCGAGCGGACCGGCUCGAGCAACAUCGACCAAGUCCGGCACGCUCAGCGCCAAGAACAGCGCCGAGCUCCUCACCGCAGCGUCCGUCGGCAAGGCCGUCCGCACCACGAAAAGCGCCGCAUCGCUACGCGCCUCUGCCAAGCCGAGCGCGACGACCCUGGCGGUGCCGAGUGCAGGUGCGAGGACCUCUCGCCCUUCGUCCUCGCUAGACAAGCCAUUGACACCCAGCGUUUCCGGCGCCGGCGCAGGCGCCAGAACGGCCGGCGCGUCUCCGCAGGCCAAGGCGAGGCUCAUCGCCAAGGCCGGUAUGGCAGGCGGUUCGGCAGCGACGAGCAGCAGUGUCUCGCCCGCCAAGCACGCCUUCCUGAGGGCCACGCCGAGGCCCGGAGGCAUCUUUUCGCUCUCGAGCACCGAUUCCGGCAAGGACCUGCGCCAGAGGACGCUCAGCGGUGGCGGCAGCUCGACCAAGAGCACGGCAUCGGCAAAGGUGUCCGCCGGCAAGGCGCCGACCAGCAACGGCGGCAGCAGUGUGCGCACCACGUCGACGCUGGGCGCUCGAACCGGCGUCGCCGCGCCCGGUUCCAGAGCUGGAUCGGCGGUCAGCGCAUCGACUACCGCGGCCAAGCCGGCACGGACCGUCGUGCCCGGCAGCGGCAGCGACACUGAGGAAGAGGGCGAGGGAAGCCUGGAUCCGGACGAGACCAUCACGAGCUUCCCGCUGCCCGCGCCGCGGCUGGUACGGCCCAAGUCGGUCGGGGACGGUACGCUUUCGCUCGACGGCGUCGGCGGUGACGUGGCGGCGGCGGCGACGACGGCGGGGCAGACGGUGUCGCAGCUCGGCGGCACGGCGCUCUCGCUCGGCAUACCCUGCAUCGUCUCGUUCUCGUCGCCUUCGCCGUCGCCGCCGCUGUCGUCGACGGUGCGCGCGCGCCACUCUGCGCGCUUCCACGCCACGGUCAAGUACAUCGGUCCCGUGCUCGGCUGGCCGGGGGCGUGGGUGGGCAUCGAGGUGGCGCUACCGCUGCCCCGGUCCCUGCUCGCCGUCUCGUCUCCCGUGCUCGAUGGCGACGGAGACGCGUCAGCGGGAGCGGGAGGGGAGGGCGUGGACCUCUCGCGGUGUCCUGGCGGUCUGCACGACGGGAGCGUCGACGGCCUACGCUACUUCGACCUGACGAUGCGCUGGGACAUGACACCUCCCCGCUCCUCGGCAGUCAUGGGCGGUGGCACCUUUGUCUCGGCGGCGGCAGCGUCGGCGGCGAUGGCGCCCUUUUCGCCCAGUCUUGGUACGCCCAGCAGCCUCGGCGGCGGCGGCGGUGUAGGCGAGGCGGAUACGUACUUUUCCAAUACCCACAGCGUCACCUCCGCCGCCGCUGCGGCUGCGGCUGUACGGAGGUCCAUCACUCCCACACCGACACACGGUUCUACACCGACAUCCAGACCCAGCUCGACGCUGGGACCGGGCGUCGGCGGUGGAUCGAGCAAGAAGCAAAAGCGGCGGUAUCCCGAUCGACCGGAACGCAGACAGCGGCGUAUGGCGGUACUGCAGAGCCUUUGUCGCCCUCCUACCGUCCCCCACCGUCCCCCUGCCGAUACCGUCGAUCGCGAUGGGACCGAUUGCUCCGACGCGGACGACGACGAGGAUGACGACGAAGACGAGGGCGAAGGGCAGGAUGGCGGAGCGGGCAUCAAGAGUCGCGGCCUGUUUGUGCGACCCUGCGACGUUCUCUGGGUCAUUUCGGCACAGUGA